Molecule: messenger RNA, 768 nt
Organism: Nicotiana attenuata
Lineage: Eukaryota; Viridiplantae; Streptophyta; Magnoliopsida; Solanales; Solanaceae
Exons: 4
Coding region: 1-684 (227 amino acids)
Source: RefSeq, a predicted model, not a curated record
AUGUCUACUCUUUAUCCAGAAGGGAAGAAGAGUUUCCUAAAGGAAACAUGUUCAUUCUCAGCCUGUGGCGCCAGCAGUAGGGGCAGCAUCUGGCACAGGAACUGGAACAGGUGCAGCUGCAUGAUGGAUGAGAUCGAGUUACCUUUAUCCACUCUCGAUCAUUUAAUUGAUUCACAACUUGAGAACCUGAUUCUAACAGAUGCGUGGCCUCAUUCUCAUGCACAGAAGAUUUGUGCACAUUUUUCUGAACUUCACAAUCGUCAAAGUUCCAGAGAAACAGCAGAUGAUGCAUUUAGGGCUGUAUUUGAAAAGGAGCAGCCUGGUCGGGUUAGAUGCUAUGGUAGAUCGGUGAUGACAAGCUCUCCGAAAAAAGAUGAAGAAAUCACCAAGCUUAAACAAAAGCAUGCCGAUGAAAUAACUUCUCUGAAGGAAGAAAUGAAGGAAAUGAUGAGAGAAAAAAUGCGAUGUUUUUUUAGUCAAAUGGUGAAAAACAACCCUGGACUCGAUUUUCAUGAUAUACAAGGGUGUGUUGGAUCUAAUAUUCAUUCACCAGUUGAUGCAAGUAGUGCACGAGCUAUGAGAGGCCAAAAUCUACCAAAUUCAUCUGGCUCAACUCACGCCUCAAAUCUUGAAAAGGAAAAUACGGAUGAUGCAAUUGGAUAUGGUUGUCACAAAUCAAUUUGAUUCAUUAAAGUGAAUGGUGAAGACCUUUUGAACAAUUGGGAUGUUUAUUUUUAUUGAUUCUAUAAAUAUGAAUACAUUUGGUUU